This is a messenger RNA of Alosa alosa (allis shad), 1958 nucleotides long. RefSeq names its product G protein-coupled receptor 180 (gene gpr180). The record is from RefSeq and is a predicted model, not a curated record. The coding region runs from base 67 to 1362 and encodes 431 amino acids. The transcript is spliced from 9 exons. Gene Ontology annotation, biological process: response to pheromone; G protein-coupled receptor signaling pathway. Lineage: Eukaryota; Metazoa; Chordata; Actinopteri; Clupeiformes; Clupeidae.
AGUGUAUUCCAUUCAUUGUCGUAAUAAGAGGUUGAAAACAUUUAACACGCAGCUUGCUGUGCAACAAUGUAUCAGUUCGCUAUAACAACAGUUACAUUCUUGCUACAAUGUGUUUUCUCUGUAAGCGGAAAAACUAUAUUUGGGGUUUUCAGAAGCGACUUGGCGAGGGAGCAGAAAGGUCAAUACAUCACCAAUUUUUUCUAUCAGGUUGGAAAUGGGCUGAUGGUAUAUAGGCUGGAGAAUGUGCCUCUGGCUGUGCAGAAGGAGUCGAAGCUGCUGAUGUUCCACAAUACGCAAGGCUUUGACAACCUGAGCUGCUUGGACCGGGUCUCCCGAGCCCAGAUGUCUAUAUCACUGAGUACAGAGGAGCACAAUCAGACUAUUCCUCAACAACUGUAUCCCCAGGCCUGGCACAUCUUGUAUGUGGACCGCUACACUUGUACAGAGCAGGACAUCUCGAGUCCUCUGGAGGAUGUCAAGUUUCAGAUCAUUCUGCUGAAUCCGGAUGUUGCAGGAAACCCAAUGGACCACUUCAGUGCUGAGGAGGGGGGUCUCCACAGCUUCUAUUUCCUGCUGAUUCUGGCCUACUUUAUUGCAUCCUGCAUCUACAUGCAACCACUGUGGCAGGCUCUACAAAAGGGAGGCCCUAUGCACACAGUGCUCAAAGUGCUCUCUAUCGCCCUCUUGCUGCAGGGGAUGUCGGUGCUCUUUAAUUACAUCCACAUGGCCAGGUAUGCCAGAGAUGGCGUAGGGACCCCUUUGAUGGGUAGUCUAGCUGAGUUUUGUGACAUGGUGGCACAGGUGCAGAUGCUGUAUAUGCUGCUGAGUCUUUGUAUGGGUUGGACUCUGAGUCGCAGCAGAAAGUCCCAGAGCAAGCCUCUCCAGUGGGACUCCUCUCCAACCUCCACCUCCCUUGCUGCAGGGGCUGUGUUCACACAGGGGAUCUUACUCAUCUGGGAGCAGUUUGAGGACACAGAGCACCACAGUUUCCAUGCACAGCGCAGUGUGCCAGGUGUCUUACUCCUGCUGCUACGUGUGGUGCUAGCACUGCUACUGGCCUCGGUGCUCUACCAGAUCACCUCCUCGGAGAGGAGUGCUCUCAAGAGGGACUUCUACCUUCGCUUUGCAAAGGGGUGCUUUUUGUGGUUUCUGUGCCAUCCUGUGCUUGUUCUACUCUCAGGGAUUUUUAAUGAACACCAGCAAGAGAAGGUCAUUGCUAUUGGAGUGAUUUUGUGCCAGUCCAUAUCGGUCAUCAUACUCUACCAACUCUUCCUGUCGAGGAGUCUUUAUUGGGAGGUGUCCUCUCUAUCCUCGGUUACCUUGCCUCUGAGCAUGUCCAGAGGGCCUCGGGAUCGCUUCUAAUUCCCUGAUGUGGCUUUGGCAUGUUACCAUGGAUACAUGGAGCUGUAGUCAGACUGCUCAAGUCACAGAAGAGAGAAAGUCUGUUUUGAAAGCAGACAGUAACGGUUAGCGUUUGUGCAGAGCCGCAGACAAAAAGGACAAGCAACUGGAAUGUCUAAACUGAGACUGAAGCUGGCGAAAACGCAGGACAUGGAUGUUGGUGAAUGCUGGAAUACAGGACUAUUUGUGCCCAUACGGAGCAGAAACUAAGGAUUCUACAGCCUCAAACUGCACGUGCACUGAUGGGCGAUUUCCUGAACUUAAACAAGUUAUAAAUGUAUGUACAAAGUAAGCAUAUGAUUACUGUUUUGUUGUCUCUUUUGCCAUAUUUAUCUGAAUUUGUAUAUGGUAUGAUUGACAUGCAUGUCUCCCCUCUCAACAACUUGACAAAGGGCAAAACUCAUCCACAUAGCUUUUUCUUUUAAAAAACAUGAUCUCAUGGGUGAAACAUAGCACACAGGCAGUUGUUACUAUGCUGUGGUGAAGUUCAAAAUCAUUUCUAUGCACUGAAGGUGAUGUAUGGUAAUAAUUAUUUUUAAUAAAGGUGCAAUUUAGAA